Messenger RNA from Myotis myotis, 3650 nucleotides. RefSeq names its product myeloid leukemia factor 2 (gene MLF2). Gene Ontology annotation, cellular component: nucleus; cytoplasm. The record is from RefSeq and is a predicted model, not a curated record. The coding region runs from base 240 to 1181 and encodes 313 amino acids. Gene Ontology annotation, biological process: regulation of DNA-templated transcription. The transcript is spliced from 9 exons. NCBI's taxonomy places the organism in Eukaryota, Metazoa, Chordata, Mammalia, Chiroptera, Vespertilionidae.
GCCGUGACGUCACUUCCGUCCGGGCCUGGCCGGGAUUCGGGUUCCGUGGGCCGCGGGAGGUACGGAGGUGGCAGCUGUGGAAGGCGGCGGCGCGGGAGGCCGAGCAGCUCGAGCCCGGACCGAUCUUGCGUCCGGGGCCGCCAGCCCUGAUCCUGCAGCGCUCGGGAGGCGAGACCGGCCGGAUGGGCCGCUGAGCCCGAGGCGGGGACCGUGUGGAGCCCCCUGGAGCUAAAAUCAGGAUGUUCCGCUUCAUGAGGGAUGUGGAGCCUGAGGAUCCCAUGUUCCUGAUGGACCCCUUUGCUAUUCACCGUCAGCAUAUGAACCGGAUGUUGUCAGGUGGCUUUGGGUACAGCCCCUUCCUCAGCAUUACGGAUGGCAACAUGCCAGGGACCAGGCCUGCCAGCCGCAGGAUGCAGGCUGGGGCCGUCUCUCCCUUUGGGAUGCUGGGAAUGUCGGGUGGCUUCAUGGACAUGUUUGGGAUGAUGAACGACAUGAUCGGAAACAUGGAACACAUGACUGCUGGAGGCAACUGCCAGACCUUCUCAUCCUCCACAGUCAUCUCCUACUCCAAUACGGGUGACGGUGCCCCCAAGGUCUACCAGGAGACGUCAGAGAUGCGCUCGGCACCAGGCGGGAUCCGGGAGACUCGGAGGACUGUGCGGGACUCGGACAGUGGACUAGAGCAGAUGUCCAUUGGACAUCACAUCCGAGAUCGGGCUCACAUCCUCCAGCGCUCCCGAAACCACCGCACAGGGGACCAGGAAGAGCGGCAGGACUACAUCAACCUGGAUGAAAGCUGUCCACAGGUGGUGUCUGGUCUAUGUCCUCUUCAGGUGAGGCCGCAGCAUUUGAUGAUGAAUGGCGGAGAGAGACCUCCCGAUUCCGGCAGCAGCGCCCUCUGGAAUUUCGAAGGCAUGAGGCUUCAGGGGGUGGAGGCCGAAGGACCGAAGGGCCUCCCCGCCUGGCCAUACAGGCACCUGAGGACUCCCCCUCCCGACAGUCCCGCCGCUAUGACUGGUGAGGGCCCUGGGCCCUCAGCCUCUCUUGACUCCUCAAAUACUUCCAGACACAACCAAACUUCCAUCUUACUGGCCUUGAAUCAGCCUCAAGCUCUCCGUUCUUCCAGCUACCAACUAUCAUCUUUCACCCUGCCAUUGCUCAGUUCACAGACCAACAAGUAGAAAGAAAUGUUUUGGGCCAUUCUGAUCCUGUCCCCCUUGCAGUUUGAGAUUUUCCCUCCUCCUGUGCUAACAAAGGGCUUCCGGUUCUAGUAACACCUUUUACUCAAUGAUGCCUACUCAGUGCCCAAGUUAUAUAAACAGGCUACCCAGAGAACGAGGGCUGGUCUCCCAGCCCACAUAUUCCAGACCAUUUAACUUUAUAUACCUAUUCUGCCCUUAAGCUCCCAGUCCUGGGAAUGAGGCUGAAGGAGCAGCAAGAGUCAAGGAUUCCUUCUCUUGGGCCAUUCCAGUUGGGCUAGGAACAAGAAAAAAGUAGCCUUUCCCUUUCUCUCCCUUAGACAUCACUGGGGGGCUUCAGAUAGGAGAGGUGGGAGCCAGGUGAAGCCACACUAGAGGAGGAGAGAUGACGAUAGGGACAGUUGGGCAGAGGAGUUGCUGAAAGAUAAGAGAAGUAGACUUUGUGUAGCUGGUUCCUGUAAGGAGCCUCCCAACUUGCCUCCAUCCCUGGGGAGAACCAGCGGGGGGCAUGGAGCUGGAAUGGCUGGAUGGAAGAUCACUAAAGGGGCUGGGUUGCAGAAGGCUGGCAGAGCUGCUAGAGAAGGUGAGCCUAAAGUCCCCCUGUGGAGUGCUGUAGCUCUGAGCCUUCCCAGCCUCAAUAUCUACCUUAAGUGGAUUUCCAGGGACAAGGAGGAGCAGUGGUGCUUCCUGCUCUGGGCCCAGGUCCUUGUCCUCUAGACUGUCCUUGAGGUGAGGUCAGAAUUCCUUGCCCUUUCUCUGCCCUUUAUGAUUCUUCUCAUCCCUGAGGACCUUAUCUUUUGGAGAAUGGGGUGCUGCCCCAGCAUCCAUCCCAUCCUCUUCAUCUAGCCUGUCACUUGCCAACUGGAGAACUUACAGGUUCUGGACAAUUAUCCCCAAGAUGUCAGUGUUCUCCAUCCAGGAUGUCAGCCAUAUGUCUGUGGGGUCUGAGGCGAAGGACAUUUGGAUACAUGACGCUGGAGGAGGGGAGAGAAGGGGGCAUGGGAAAGGGCUAGAGAUUUGGACUGAGUCUCUAAAAGAGGGAGCAGAAAUACCCUGGAAAAGUCAUAGUGACACAGGUGGAAAAUGGUUUGAGGAAAGUUAGCAAAGCUAGGCUCUUAGAAAACUACUGGUGGGAUCUGGGUGGGGGGUGGGUUCCCAAUUCACAGAGAAUGUGGCAGGGAAGGACAGAAACCGAUUCCCAAUACAGAUAGCCCUUGAUUUAAGCAAAUUAAGUAUAUGAUAUAAUUUUAGAGUUGAAAGAGACCUUAGAGAUCACCUCUGUAUGUUCCCAAAUGUGCCAGCAGGUCAGAAUUACCACCCAACCUACUAAAGCAGAAUCUUGAGGUUGGAGAGGAUUCCAAGGUAGCUUAGCAACAAUUACGGAUAUCCAAACCCCAGCUCCUAUUUUACUGUGGAACAGAGGUGACUCGAACAUCAUAUAGCUACCUAGUAGCACUGCAAGAGCCAGGACACAAAAUCCAGAUAGACACAAAUGAUACUAACAUGCUGUACAGAAUGACUCACAAUGGGGGCUCCUUUAAAUGAAAAGUUCCUCAGUGAUUUAAAGUUGUUUAAAAAUUUAUAUUAAAAUUUACCCAACAGCAUAGUUUUAAAACGAUGGAUUGCCAGUAACCCAGUACAUGUUUUUUUUAAUCUUGUAUUUGUUUUUACACACAGUAAAGCUGCUGUGUGUACAGUUUCUAUGAGUUUUAACACAUAAUAGAUUUGGGUAAACCAACACAAUCAGGAUAAAAACAGUUCCAUUACCCGCAAACCCUCUCCUGCUGCUCUUUGUAGUCACACCCUUCCUCCAAUCCUAUCCCUUGGCAACCACUGAUUUGUUCUCCAUUGCUAGAGUUUUGCCUUUCCAGAAUGUUGUAUGAUGAAGUCAUAUAGUGUGUAACCUUUUGAAAGUGGCUCUUUCAUUCGGCUUUAUUUAGCCCUUGAGAUUCACUCUUGAUGUUGUAUGUAUUAAUGGUUCGAUCCUUUUUAUUGCUGAGUUGUAUUCUACUGGUUAUUGUCUGUUUAUCCAUUCACCAGUUUUUGGCAAUUAUGAAAAGAGCUGCUAUAAACAUUCCUAUACACGUUUUUGUGUGAACAUGUUUGUUUCUUUAGCAUGAAAUGGAGUGGGAUUGCUAGGUCAUAUGGUAAGUGUAUACUUAACUUUAUAAGAAAAUGAUAAACUGUUUUCCUGAGUAGCUGUGCCAUUUUGUAUUCCUACCAGCAAAGCAAGAGUUCCAUUUGCUUUGCCUCCUUGCAAGCAGUUGGUAUUGUCAAUUACUUUAUUUCACCCAUUCUAUUGGGUGUGUAAGUACUCUAUUCUAAUAGAUAUUGCAUCAUGAUUUUAAUUUGUAUUUCCCUGGUGACUAAUGAUGUUGAGCAUCUUUUCAUGUGCUUAUUUGCCAUCAUUACAGUCUCAUUAAUAAAGUGUGUAAGUCAGCUAUUUUUCAA